GGAGGAGUCGAGACUAUCAUCGUGGAAGUACCAACUCCACUGACAAUAAUUACUUCCACAUGGUCCGGAACUGAAACUACCACCGUCACCGUUCCUGCACCAUCUGGAGGAGUCGAGACUAUCAUCGUGGAAGUUCCUACUCCACUGACAACAAUUACUUCCACAUGGUCCGGAAUUGAUACUACUACCGUCACUGUUCCAGCACUAUCUGGAGGAACCGAGACAAUUAUUGUCCAAGUUCCUACUCCGUUGACAACAAUUACCUCCACAUGGACCGGAACUGAUACUACCACCGUCACUAUUCCAGCUCCAUCCGGAGGAGUCGAGACUAUCAUCGUGGAAGUACCAACUCCACUGACAAUAAUUACUUCCACAUGGUCCGGAACUGAAACUACCACCGUCACCAUUCCUGCACCAUCUGGAGGAAUCGAGACUGACAUCGUGGAAGUACCAUCCCCAUUGACUACUUUCUCAUCUUCAUAUACUGUUCCUACUUCCGAACCAAUUGAAAUUACUACUCCUUCUUAUUCCACGAAAGUCUGGAUUGGUUGGAAUUCAAGCUCUGUGGUUUAUUCUUCAAGCUCUACCGCAUCGAAUACACCUUUUCCAUCUUUGUCUACAUAUCCAAUACUGAGUCUGACAACAAGCCUGUUACCAGUUUCUGUCCGUCCAUUUGAAACUGAGUAUGAUGGGACUACCCCUGUGGUCAUCUCAGAGCCUGCUUCCACAAUUGAAAUCACGCAAGGAACUUCUACUCUAUAUGUUACCACAUGCCCAUCAGGAACUUGUAAAAUAACUACCGCCAUUGCUGGAUAUAUCGUAUCGGAGAUUGACUCUACCACUCAUACUACUUACUACCCAUUGCAAAGUUCUACUCAUAUAGAGGUGGCCAAUACGACCAAUGGUAUCAGUGAUACGAAUCCUAAACCUACUGGAAGUGUAACUGGAUUAGAUAACGUAUCUGAAUCAGUUCUCUCACAUACGUCCUUUACAAGCCAAUAUUCAAGCAGUCAGAAAAUACCCCCCACAAUCCCAACUGGGCAACAAGGAUCUGCUCAUAAAACGUCAUUUAGUUUGUUACCAUUCUGCAUUAUAGUAGCAUAUAUAUUCUAA
Molecule: messenger RNA, 1113 nt
Organism: Dujonia railenensis
Lineage: Eukaryota; Fungi; Ascomycota; Pichiomycetes; Serinales; Debaryomycetaceae
Source: the annotation of a GenBank genome assembly